Messenger RNA from Radiomyces spectabilis, 1530 nucleotides. RefSeq names its product mitochondrial carrier domain-containing protein. The transcript has 6 exons. The record is from RefSeq and is a predicted model, not a curated record. NCBI's taxonomy places the organism in Eukaryota, Fungi, Mucoromycota, Mucoromycetes, Mucorales, Radiomycetaceae. Gene Ontology annotation, biological process: succinate transport; fumarate transport; transmembrane transport. The coding region runs from base 80 to 1054 and encodes 324 amino acids.
UAUAAAUACCAGAAUCAUGAUUUAGAGGCGGAUUACAGGUCCCUUGUUUCUCUUUUUAUUUCAAAAUCCAUCACUUCAUAUGAAUCGCAAUAACAAAACCAGUGGAAAAAAGACGCCCUUGUUGACGCAUUUGGUGGCCGGAGGCUGUGCCGGCCUGAUGGAAGCUUGCGCCUGUCACCCUUUGGAUACGAUCAAAGUGCGCAUGCAGUUGUCUAAAUCUGCCACCAGAAAUGCGGCCGGCCAACGACUUGGAUUUUUCGGUGUAGGCAUGAAAAUUGCGCAGAAUGAAUCUUUUUGGGCACUGUAUAAAGGAUUGGGAGCCGUGGUCUCUGGUAUUGUUCCCAAAAUGGCGAUCCGGUUCAGUUCAUUUGAAUUGUAUAAAUCAUGGAUGGCCGAUAUUCAUGGUAACGUUAGCACCUCGGCGGUAUUUUUUGCCGGAUUGGCCGCGGGUACAACUGAAGCGGUACUUGUGGUUACGCCCAUGGACCUUAUCAAGAUUCGUUUGCAGGCGCAACGGCAUUCAAUGGCAGAUCCGCUAGAUAUUCCGAAAUAUCGGAAUGCGCCACAUGCUGCAUUUACUAUUAUCCGGGAGGAAGGCAUACGCGCGCUGUACAAGGGCGUUACGCUUACAGCACUGCGACAAGCCACUAAUCAAGCUGCCAACUUUACGGCGUACCAAGAAUUUAAAUCCAAAGCCAAAAAGAUGCAGAAUUUGGAUGAACUUCCUUCUUACCAACACUUGAUCUUGGGUGGUAUUUCCGGAGCCAUGGGCCCGCUUUCCAAUGCUCCUAUUGACACCAUCAAAACGCGUAUCCAAAAAUCAAGUGCACCAGGUUCUGGAUACGAACGGUUCAAAGUAGUGACCUCGGACAUCAUUCAAAAAGAAGGCUUCCGCGCUUUCUACAAAGGCUUGACACCUCGCUUGCUUCGUGUAGCCCCCGGCCAAGCAGUCACAUUCAUGGUGUAUGAGAAAGUGAAGGGAUUAAUAGAUAUGUUCUCCGAGAAGAUGCAGGAGAGUGAACCAGUGACGAAUCUCGUUACAGUUCGGAAAUAGCUUCAAGAUCGUCUCUGCAAUAGUAUAUAGAUCAUUUUUAUCGCCCUGUGUUCUCUCCACAGGAUUUCCUAUAAUGAGUUUGCUAUUUUUUUCCUCGAUCAUCCUCACCACACUUGUUCAUUUCCAUGGUAUUUAUUAAAAUAAUGAUGUGUCGCUCAAAAUGAGGAGCUGUAUCAUUAUAUUCCCAUAAAAGAUCGUAUGGAUGUUCCUAAGCUAUGUUGACAGGAGCUGUAUAUCGGAAAUAACAGGAAAUAGGGACGCGCAUGUCAGCCAAACCCCAGUUUGAUUGUGAAAAUAACAUUCGCGUUAGAUCAGCGGAUGGUGAUCUUUUUUUUUUCUAUCUAUCUACAGAAUGAAACAGAUGAAAAAUAACGCAACCGCGUUGAUCGACCAUGGAAACUUCUAGGCGCAAGCCAUGGUAAAAAUAGGCAUCCAUUUUGCAACGCGCUUGGAUGUCAAGUACGGGAGACCUUCCA